Messenger RNA from Eptesicus fuscus (big brown bat), 4265 nucleotides. It is a transcript of the gene ATP6V1A, whose product is annotated as ATPase H+ transporting V1 subunit A. Lineage: Eukaryota; Metazoa; Chordata; Mammalia; Chiroptera; Vespertilionidae. Gene Ontology annotation, biological process: ATP metabolic process; proton transmembrane transport. Bases 112 to 1965 code for a protein of 617 amino acids. The record is from RefSeq and is a predicted model, not a curated record. Gene Ontology annotation, cellular component: proton-transporting V-type ATPase, V1 domain; lysosomal membrane. The transcript has 15 exons. Gene Ontology annotation, molecular function: ATP binding; proton-transporting ATPase activity, rotational mechanism; ATP hydrolysis activity.
UUCCCCUCCCUCAGUGGCCGAGCCUGGAGGUCCGGGGUCUGUGCUGUUCCUGCUUCUCGCGCAGUGUCGGGUGAGCGGCGACCUGUAACCGGCGGCAGGUAAAUUAACACAAUGGAUUUCUCCAAGCUACCAAAAAUACGUGAUGAAGAUAAAGAAAGCACAUUUGGUUAUGUGCAUGGGGUCUCAGGACCUGUGGUUACAGCCUCUGAAAUGUCAGGUGCAGCCAUGUAUGAGCUGGUGAGAGUGGGCCACAGCGAGUUGGUUGGAGAGAUUAUCCGAUUGGAAGGUGACAUGGCCACUAUCCAGGUGUAUGAAGAAACUUCUGGUGUGUCUGUUGGAGAUCCUGUACUCCGCACUGGUAAACCCCUCUCUGUAGAACUUGGUCCUGGCAUUAUGGGAGCCAUAUUUGAUGGUAUUCAAAGACCUUUGUCGGACAUCAGCAAUCAGACCCAAAGUAUCUACAUUCCUCGAGGAGUAAAUGUGUCUGCUCUUAGCAGAGAUAUCAAAUGGGAUUUUACACCUUGCAAAAACCUACGGGUUGGUAGUCACAUCACUGGUGGAGAUAUUUAUGGAAUUGUCAAUGAAAAUUCGCUCAUCAAACACAAAAUCAUGUUACCCCCACGAAGCAGAGGAACUGUAACUUACAUUGCUCCACCUGGAAAUUACGAUACCUCUGAUGUUGUCUUGGAGCUGGAAUUUGAAGGUAUAAAGGAUAAGUUCAGCAUGGUCCAGGUAUGGCCUGUACGUCAAGUUCGGCCUGUCACUGAGAAGUUGCCUGCCAAUCAUCCUUUGUUGACUGGCCAGAGAAUCCUUGAUGCCCUCUUUCCAUGUGUGCAGGGAGGAACUACUGCAAUUCCGGGGGCUUUUGGCUGUGGAAAGACAGUGAUUUCGCAGUCUCUGUCCAAGUAUUCCAACAGUGAUGUAAUCAUCUAUGUAGGAUGUGGUGAAAGAGGAAAUGAGAUGUCUGAAGUCCUCCGUGACUUCCCAGAGCUCACAAUGGAAGUUGAUGGUAAGGUAGAGUCAAUUAUGAAGAGGACAGCUUUGGUAGCCAAUACCUCCAACAUGCCUGUGGCUGCCAGGGAAGCCUCUAUUUAUACUGGAAUUACAUUGUCAGAAUAUUUCCGUGACAUGGGCUAUAACGUCAGUAUGAUGGCUGACUCCACCUCUAGAUGGGCUGAGGCCCUUAGAGAAAUCUCUGGCCGCUUAGCUGAAAUGCCUGCAGAUAGUGGAUAUCCUGCAUAUCUUGGUGCCCGUCUGGCCUCUUUCUAUGAGCGAGCAGGCAGGGUGAAAUGUCUUGGAAACCCUGAAAGAGAAGGGAGUGUCAGCAUUGUAGGAGCAGUUUCUCCACCUGGUGGUGAUUUUUCUGACCCAGUUACAUCUGCUACUCUUGGUAUUGUUCAGGUGUUCUGGGGCUUAGAUAAGAAACUAGCUCAACGUAAGCAUUUCCCCUCUGUCAACUGGCUAAUCAGCUACAGCAAGUAUAUGCGUGCCUUGGAUGAGUACUAUGACAAGCACUUCACAGAGUUUGUUCCUCUGAGGACCAAAGCUAAGGAGAUUCUGCAGGAAGAAGAAGAUCUAGCAGAAAUUGUACAGCUUGUGGGAAAGGCUUCUCUAGCAGAAACAGAUAAAAUCACUCUGGAGGUAGCCAAACUUAUCAAAGAUGAUUUCCUACAACAAAAUGGAUAUACUCCUUAUGACAGGUUCUGCCCCUUCUACAAGACAGUCGGGAUGCUGUCCAACAUGAUCGCAUUUUAUGAUAUGGCCCGUAGAGCUGUUGAAACCACUGCCCAGAGUGACAGUAAAAUCACAUGGUCCAUUAUCCGUGAGCAUAUGGGGGAGAUCCUCUAUAAACUUUCCUCCAUGAAAUUUAAGGAUCCAGUGAAAGAUGGUGAGGCAAAGAUCAAGGCCGACUAUGCACAGCUUCUUGAAGACAUGCAGAAUGCAUUCCGUAGCCUUGAAGAUUAGAACUGUGAUUUCUUCCCUCCUUUUCCUCAGCAAGCUCUCAUAUGUGUAUAUUUUCCUAAAUUCCCCAUCUCAAACCUUUUGCUGCUUUAUUGUGCAACUUUGAGACUAGUGCAGCUUUAUGCCUGUUAUCAUUUGUUUUCCUGUUUAUUUUGUAGGUCUUAUACAAAACAUUCCUUUGUUCCAGUGUUCCUUUCUCUGAAGUGGUGAAUGUAGAAAAUAUUAUAUACAAUGGCUACACUACUGUAAAUUUGUAUGUAGGCUGACGUCCCUCCUUAUCCUAGGUUUGCCCUUUCCUCAUCGCCACUAAAUUUAACCAAGACUACUGCAUGUACUGUCUCUGCAGUGAAUUGAGGAUGAAAGGUCAGAUUUCUUUACAUUGUGACAGGUACUUUGUGAAAUGAUUUGGUAUCUAUCUACAUGGCAAGGUUAUUUGCAGCUUAGCAUUUUGCUAAGUAACUGCUUUGCAGGGCAUAUUUGCUUUUUAAAUAAAUGAUUAAUGUUUCAAUUUUGCAUUGCUUCCCCAGCAUAAAUCAGGAAUAUUUAUGGAGAACUGUUAGGAACUAUGUUGUUUUUAAAACGGGCAUUUUGGGGGCUCAGCAUAAUGUAUGGAUCAGUACCCUCUAAAAAAGUGAAAAAGGAGCCAAAUGGUCAAAUUUAGAUUAACAUCAUUUUGUUAAAGCUUAUUUUGUUUCACUAGGAAAAAUUCAGUAUCAAGGACUAUUCUGCAUUACUGGCAAAGUCUUUUUAAAAUUACAUUUAGAACGAUCACCAAGAACGUGAUCCCCAUUACACCCUUUUUCUUUUCCUCAAACAUCUUAGAAGCCUGAGCUUCUAAGAAUCAUGUGACAGUGUGAGGACACUAAAAUGUCACAAAGAAGAUAUUUAGUAGUAGUUAAAGGCUGUUUGCACAUUUAAAGACCAGCUGGGCUAUCGUCAUCCUUGGGACCAGAGUGGCAUUAUGUUUUUUCUAGAUAAUGGUGUGUGUCACAUGUUUGCAUGUUUGUUUGCUUAUUGCAUUUUUGAACAACCAGUUUAUUAAUUAUAGAAAUUAAUACUUUCUUUCAUAUGGGGUUUGAUUCAUUUGCUCACAAGAGUUCUCAGAAUAUCUGUAGCGCUAGCAGCAUAACAGUUUCCAUUUGGUUUAAUAGGGAUGAAAUUGCUUCUCAUAUCUGCUGAUAGCAGAAUCUGAGUCAAGUGAAAAAAGGUCAUUUCUGUCUGUCUUUUAAGUAUUUGUUCUAAAAUAAGGUUUCUGUGUUUGUACAAUAAGGCACACCACAGAACAGCUGAGAGCAACAGUAACUCCUCUGACCAACAGUGCUGGCUCAUUCCUUCCUCUUUAGGAGAGGAAAGGGCAUGUGAACGUGUCUAACAAUCUCAAAUACCCCAAUGUAAUAGCAUAAAUAAAGUAUUUAUUUUAUGCCUUAAUAUGUUGUUAUUUAAAUUUUUAGGUAAUGUAGUUCUUUUGGUCUGGUAAGGAAAGAUGCAGGCAGUAGAGAAUUCAGCUGUAGUUUGUUUAAAUCCUUGCAAAUUGCAUGUUUUUACAGUUCAGGACAGGUGUUUUUCCGUACAACUUUUUGUAACCUUUCAGAAUACUGGAAGAUAAAAAUUUUGCAAUGGUUUGUUGAGGUGUGAACCUAAUGGUGCUGCUUAAUCAGUUGGCUUCCAAUGUGGCCUCCUACCCAGAAGCCCUAAGACCAGUGGAAAUUAAAAUAAUUUCAAAAACUUUCUUUUCUACCUUAAACUUACCAGCAAACUAGGAUUGUCAUGGGAAUGAAUGAUAUAAUGAAGAAAGUUUGGCCUAGUUUUUCGUUUUGUGGGGGUUUUUUUUUUGUUUUUUUUUUUUUAGUUCUGAAUUUGCAGUGUACAUUCUUACUACUUUUUAAGAAUGUUGAUGUGUGGGUUUGAAAAUGCUAGAGAAACUACGCUCAGAUAUUCACUUUAAGUGUCCCUUCACCUAUAAGUUGUAGAAUUCAGAUUGGUCACUGAUCAUAUUUCUUUAGUAAGAAUGUGUUAAAAUUGCAACAAUCUUUUAAAAAUGAUGCAGUUCUGUAUUUAUUGUGCUGUGCCUGGUCCUAACUGGAGCCAGUUAAACAAGUUUCUUACGUAUUUUUCCAGUGUUAAAUCUCACACAUUGUACCCUUUGGAAAUUUCCUUCCAUUCUAAAGAAUGAAUAGAAGAGACCAUAUAUAUAUAUAUUGCCUUCUCAUCCUUGAGAUUUCCCUCUCUUUAUGUGAAAAGUUGUGCAUAAUUGUUAAAAUCUAUGAAUAAAAGUGAAAUUAAAUUAACAUUUUUUUUCUGUG